Molecule: messenger RNA, 936 nt
Organism: Cyanidioschyzon merolae strain 10D
Lineage: Eukaryota; Rhodophyta; Bangiophyceae; Cyanidiales; Cyanidiaceae
Product: similar to phosphatidyl-N-methylethanolamine N-methyltransferase
Exons: 1
Coding region: 1-936 (311 amino acids)
Biological process (GO): phosphatidylcholine biosynthetic process
Molecular function (GO): S-adenosylmethionine-dependent methyltransferase activity
Source: RefSeq, a predicted model, not a curated record
AUGUUGGCACUUGAUCGCUGGCUGCAGGAAACACCUAUCCUGCUCGAGGGUGCUUCUCCAGACUUGAAACGGCAGCGGCUACGACGGAGCCUUCUCUGGGCGCUUCUCUCGCUGGUAGCCUCGCACCUCUUAUGCUAUCUUGAUGUACCGGCUUUCCUGGAGAUAGCCGAGCACCAACUGAAGGCCCCAGUGCUAUUUUUGCGGGAGCAUCGCGCUCGCAGUGUUUCGUCGACGGCGCUCGUGCGACUGGAUCAUAGCGAUGUACGCGCGGCGCUAAUCAGCAUCAUUUUAGCGCCGAUUCUAUGGAAUGGACUCGCUCGCCUCGAGUACCACUAUCGCCUGUGGACAAGAAUGACACGGGGACGGAGCGUAUUCGCACAUCGGCUGUUUUCUCUCUUCAUCAUCGCAUGCUCAACGAUUCGAGAGUACUGUAUCCAUAGAGCUGUUCGAACGAGUUCAGUAUGGAGUUUGACGCAUCUUCACCACGGUGCGGAGAUUGCUCGCGUGCUUCGCUUUUGGGGUGCGUUCUUGUACACUACUGGUGCUGUGCUCAGUUUGAGUGGGUUCUGGCGGCUGCGUCUCUACACGUACAUGCCCGAGUAUUUCGGGCUUUUCUGCUCGGAGAUGGUUUCCAGCUUUCCGUUUAACGUUUUCUCAGAUCCCAUGUACUUGGGUAGUGCACUCAUGCAUUUCGGCUAUGCGCUCUGGUGUCGUUCAUCGACGGGGCUUGUGCUCGCUGUGGUGCUGUCGUUGGUAUACUGGGUCGCUGCGCGGUUGAUUGAAGAGCCAUUCAUGUACAAACUCUAUGCAGAAGAAUUCCGGCGACGUGGAAUGGAGCAGCAACGAGAACAUCUCGAGCACAGUGUCGAUAUCAUACGCAGUACGACAGCGUGCGUCAAGAUGGCGUCGGUGCAUGCGUCCAAGAAAUGCACUUGA